Molecule: messenger RNA, 5292 nt
Organism: Camelus dromedarius (Arabian camel)
Lineage: Eukaryota; Metazoa; Chordata; Mammalia; Artiodactyla; Camelidae
Product: vitamin D 25-hydroxylase
Exons: 5
Coding region: 33-1538 (501 amino acids)
Biological process (GO): xenobiotic metabolic process
Cellular component (GO): intracellular membrane-bounded organelle; cytoplasm
Molecular function (GO): oxidoreductase activity, acting on paired donors, with incorporation or reduction of molecular oxygen, reduced flavin or flavoprotein as one donor, and incorporation of one atom of oxygen; heme binding; iron ion binding
Source: RefSeq, a predicted model, not a curated record
GCUGCCGGGGUUAGGAACCCCAGGCCCCGGCCAUGUGGGAGACUCCCGAUGCUGAGGCGUUCGCUGCGGCCCUCCGCGGCUCUCUCUUCCUGCUGCUCUUCGCGCUGGGGGUCCGCCAGCUGCUAAAGCAGAGGCGGCCGUCUGGCUUCCCCCCAGGACCUUCGGGGCUGCCGUUUAUCGGCAACAUCUACUCGCUGGCCGCCUCAGCUGAGCUCCCUCAUGUCUACAUGAAAAAGCAGAGCCAGGUGUACGGCGAGAUCUUCAGUCUACACCUUGGAGGUAUAUCAAUUGUGGUUCUAAAUGGCUAUGAUGUAGUAAAGGAAUGCCUUGUUCAUCAAAGUGAAAUUUUUGCAGACAGACCAUGCCUUCCUAUAUUCAUGAAGAUGACAAAAAUGGGAGGCUUACUCAAUUCCAGAUAUGGCCGAGGAUGGGUUGAUCACAGAAGAUUAGCUGUAAACAGCUUUCGCUGUUUUGGAUAUGGCCAAAAGUCUUUUGAAUCUAAAAUCUUAGAAGAAACCAAGUUUUUCACUGAUGCUAUUGAAACGUACAGUGGUAGACCUUUUGACUUUAAACAAUUAAUAACAAAUGCUGUUUCAAACAUAACCAAUCUGAUCAUUUUUGGAGAACGAUUCACUUAUGAAGACACUGAUUUUCAGCACAUGAUUGAGUUAUUUAGUGAAAAUGUGGAACUAGCUGCCAGCGCCUCAGUCUUCCUCUAUAAUGCCUUUCCAUGGAUUGGCAUCCUACCUUUUGGAAAACAUCAACAGCUGUUUAGAAAUGCAGAUGUGAUUUAUGAUUUUCUCUCCAGGCUUAUUGAAAAAGCUUCCAUCAACAGAAAGCCUCGGUUACCUCAGCACUUUGUUGAUGCUUAUUUAGAUGAGAUGGAUCAAGGUAAAAAUGAUCCAUCAUCUACUUUCUCCAAAGAAAACCUCAUUUUUUCUGUGGGUGAACUCAUCAUUGCUGGAACUGAAACUACAACCAAUGUGCUACGGUGGGCAGUUCUUUUCAUGGCCCUUUAUCCUAACAUUCAAGGACGAGUUCAGAAAGAGAUUGAUUUAAUUAUAGGACCCAGUGGAAAGCCUUCCUGGGAUGACAAAUGCAAAAUGCCUUAUACGGAGGCAGUUUUGCAUGAAGUUUUAAGAUUCUGUAAUAUAGUGCCAUUAGGGAUUUUCCACGCAACUUCUGAAGAUGCAGUUGUACGUGGUUAUUCUAUUCCUAAAGGCACAACAGUAAUUACAAAUCUUUAUUCUGUACACUUUGAUGAAAAGUACUGGAGAGACCCAGAUAUAUUCUAUCCGGAACGAUUCCUGGACAGCAAUGGGCAUUUUGUCAGGAAGGAAGCUUUGGUUCCCUUUUCCCUAGGGAGAAGACAUUGUCUUGGAGAACAGCUGGCUCGGAUAGAAAUGUUCCUGUUUUUUACAGCAUUUCUUCAGCGGUUUCGCUUGCAUUUUCCACAUGAACUGGUUCCAAAUCUGAAGCCUAGGUUAGGUAUGACUUUGCAACCCCAGCCCUACCUUAUCUGUGCAGAAAAACGCUGAAGGUGCGCAGGUGUUUUGUGUAGCAAAGCUAUACGUUUGCCUCACCCCAAACCUUGUUUAAUCAAUGUGCGUGUUUGGACAAGCAUCACAGUAUCAUAAAGCCAAAUGAACACAGAUGUGUCUUUAAAAACAGUACCACCAAAACACAGACACAGACACACAGAAGUACUACAGGCAGCAGUAAGCAUUAGCUAUUAUUUCUUCCAACCUUUAAUGACUUAUAAGGCAGAAUUUUCUGAGGAAAACAGGUGUAUGUGACAGUUAUUUCUUAAGAUACUAAGGAGUGUCAUGGAUGCCCUGACUUUUCAGCCUCUUAGUACCAGGAACCCCUCAUCCCUUCUUGACUCCAACUUGCUCCUUUCUGAGGGCUUUGUUUCCAGAUGCCAACGCCAGCUCCCUUCUGAUCAGGUAUUAUCACCGAAUAGAUUGUGUGGUACUAGUCCAGUUUAAUAGUGGAGUAAAGAAGAAAUUAGAACCCAAGGAGAUGAAUUUGGACUACAGAGGUGUUUUAGACAUGAUGGCAGAUAAUAGAAUAAAUAUCUAUACAUGUAAGACCUGCCAAUGCUUUCAAAUCUUGCUUCUUACUAUAUCGUCAUAAGAACUGAGUCAUUCUUCCUACAAAUGAGGGUCUCUGUGACCCCCUCAUACCAGCAAUUCAGUAGACAGGAAAUUACAAUAAUGUAUGUAAAAUAAAAAUGACACGUGGCUAAUAAUUCUUUGUAGGCAGACUUUUUAUUUAGUACCACUUUUUUCAAAACCAGUCACAGGGCUUAAAAGAUUGAAUCCUUUUACUUUUUCAAGAUCUCUAGGCAUUUCCUUGGAUUACUGUUAUUUUUCUAAAAAAAGAAUACCAUUCAAAAAGCAUGCUUUAGAGGCAACGUAACUGCAUAAAUUGGGGAACUUGAGAGUGAUGAGCUUCUGUUAGUUAUUAUGCCAGGAAAAUAAAUGUAAACUGUGACUGUCCUGAUCAAACUGGUGUGUACAGCACCCAUCUAUACCUUAUUUUUUUUUUUAACAAGUUGUAUGUUAAGGAUUCAUGCUUUUGUAGCUUAGCUCAUGAAUAGUUGCAGCCUCAGAGUAAAUGCACAUAACAAUGACUUCUGUUAAGAAUAUGAAUUUAAUCUUAGUUUGACUUCAUCUGUCAAAUAUUUUCAAAUGUCUGUGAUAAAUCAGGAGUCUUUGCAUCUCUGGUAUUAAGAUUUUUCCAGUUGCAAGGGGGGGGGGAAGUCCUGUGUAAAUUUACAUAAAUAAUAAAGGAAAAAUUCAGAGGUAGCAUGGUAGUUUCAGUAGGUAUGACUUAGAUGCUUCAUGGUAUGGUCAAAGAUCCUGUUUCUUCGUAUCCCUCUAUUUUGCCUUCUGGAUGAUAUCAGCUUUAUCUUAAGGCUGACUCAUGUGCUUUGCUCACUUCCUUUAGUUAGAGUGAGCUUGGAUUGUUUCUGGGAGAGCAAGGGAGCUUUUCAGAUGUUCCCCCAGAACUGCUCUUCGUGUUGCAUAGGUCCUAAAUAAGUUAUAUGUCCAUCCAUUAAAACUAUGUCUGUGAACAUGGAAGCAACCCAAGUGCAUAUGAAUAGCAAAUUGGAUUAAGAACGAUGGAAUAUUACUCAGCCAGAAAAAAGAAUGAAAUCCUGCCAUUUGCAGCAACAUGGAUGGACCUAGAGAAUACUAUGCUUAGUGAAGUAAGUCAGACAGAGAAAGACAUACUGUAUGAGAUUCCACAUAUAAGCAUAUGUGGAAUGUAUGUGCAAAACAGACUCAGAUACAGAAAACAAACUUGUAGUUACUGAAGGGGGAAGAGGACAUGGGACUAAUAUACAAACUACUAUGUAUAAAAUAAGCACCAAGGACAUACUAUAUAGCACAGGGAAGUAUAGCCAUUAUCUUAUAAUAACCUAUUAUGGAGUCUAAUCUGCAAAAAUAUUGAAUCACCUGAAAUGAAUAUAAUAUUGUAAGUCAACUAUAUUUCAUUAAAAAAAAAAAAAGAAAAGAAAAACUAUGCCAUGUGAGUAGGAUGGUUCACUUAGGCCUGACUACUGGAGCCAGUGAUGGAAUUGGCUUUGCUCAAAGUACACGUACUACAUUGGGGUUAGUGUAGUUACCUAAACAAAAAUAAGGAGAGUUAUGAAGAGAAGAAUUACUGACUAGGAGACUGAUUACAAUAUCUGCCUCACUGCCCUCUGACCACCUGCUAAGCCGAGCAACUUUCCAACCUAUCUCCAUGACUCUUGACAGUAAUACUCAUUCAGGUGGUUCCUUGAACUUUGCUCUUCCUAUGACACAAGAAAUGCCCUGUCCCUGGGCCUCCUACUUACUGUCGUAUUGUGCAUAAAUGCCUAAAUUGAAAUCUAUAGACUGGGUGUCCUGUGGGUUUUGGUGGUCUUACUGAGCAAAGUCAUGUAGUGAACUGGAGUAGAUUAUAAUCGAAAUUGCAGAGGCCUUAUUUUGCUCUUGAAUGCUACCACUGUUUCUUCUAGGGUGAUUAAGAAUUCCAUCAAUCUACACAGAAUGGAGAACACACUAUUUUCUUUACCUGUGUCUAAGGAAAUGCUUUUCUUUUCCCUAAUCAAGUUACUGCCAACCUGAUAAAAAUCAUUUAAAAAUGUAGAUUUAUAACUUGUUGAUGGUAGAAGGUGUUUAAUCUCACUUAAUGUGCUCAUUUUAUAGCCAAGGAAAUAGGGAUUCAGACAGGGAAAUGAUUCCUCUAGUUCAUAGUACAGGAUGCCCUUUUUUAUCUCAUAUAUAUUUUUUUUAUCCAAAAUGUGUUUAUUGGGAUAGCUCCCCAUUUAUCAUGAUUCAGGGUGCUUUUAAAAGUGCUGUUUCUGUCGAAAGGAUCAUCCUUCUAUAAGCCUUGCUUUUUUAUCUCCUAUGACUGGCAGAGAUAGUAAAGCAGCCAACACACAAAACUAUGGCAUGGCUGAAUUCGGUGGUGUGUUUAUAGCAUCCUGGGCAUUUCAUAUCCGUGAAGUAAGAAUUGGGGCUCUAUACCAGGCACUUCUUCUUGUGUUUCCUCUUCUCUUCUGGAGAGGGAUGAAGGAGCUUCUUUGCAAGAGGCAUGUUCUUGUGGGGAGGUCAUCACUACCAGAAAGGCCAUCUCUUAUUCUUUUAUACUGUGCUUUACAAGUUAUAAGGUUGUUUUCUUAUUGUCAGCUCUUGAUUGUUUGGAGCCAGUUAACUAUGGUAAAAAUAAAAUACUGCAUCUUUAGAAAAAUAUAAAUAUAAAUUCAGUAAUUAAUCCAUAAUGGAAAAUAAUUAUUUUUUGGAACUACGUAGUAACAGACUAUAGAUCUACUGCAAUAGGGGUGCCUUCUCUCUAAUCAAAUUGUGAGCUACUAACUUAGAACGUUAGAAAUCUCACUUCUGAUUCAAGAUGGCAACUGAGUACACUUAUUUCUUCACAAAUGCCCUUGAAAUAACCAUAAGGAUAGAAAAACAGAUAAAGGUAUUGAGAAUGGGGUUGGAGGGCCAUAUUUUUUUCCUUUUUUUAAAGUAUAAUCAGUUUACAGUGUUGCUACUUUAUAACGUACAGCAUAGUGAUUCAGUUAUACGUAUAUAUGUGUGUAUAUAUAUUCCUUUUCAUACUCUUUUUCAUUAUAGGCUUUUACAAAGUAUCAAAUAUAGUUCCCUGUACUAUACAGUAAGAUCUUGUUGCUUAUUUUAUAUAUAGUAAUUAAUGUAUGGAAAUCCCAAACUCCCAAUUUAUCCCUCCCCCUCACCUUUCCCCCUGGUAACCAUUAAGUUUGUUUUAUAUGUCUGUGAG